Molecule: messenger RNA, 1890 nt
Organism: Dujonia railenensis
Lineage: Eukaryota; Fungi; Ascomycota; Pichiomycetes; Serinales; Debaryomycetaceae
Source: the annotation of a GenBank genome assembly
AUGAAGUUCCAAAGCUUGUUUCUAGGACUAUUAUUUGCUACUUUUGUUAGCUCAGCUCCAAUCUUGUUGCCUCGUUCCGCCACUCUUGCAGUUCCUACCGAUGAUCCAUUUUACCAGGCACCAAGUGGAUAUGAGGAUGAAGCAGUAGGUACAGUGUUAAGAACCAGAAAGCUUCAAGACGCUUUUGGACUCAUUACCUUUGAACUUCAUGUUAGCGAAGUUCACCAAGUUUUAGUAGUGUCUGAAGAUACUUUCAAAAAUAAAAUUGUCAUAAUGAGUACAGUUUUCGUUCCUUUCAAUGCUGAUCCAAGUAAGCUCGUAUCUUAUCAUAUGGCAGAAGAUACAGCCUCGCCAAACUGUGCACCUUCAUAUGCUAUGCAACUUGAAUCUUCGGCAGCAAGUUGGAUCACUCCUCAAGUUGAAUUGCUUUUAGUUAACAGUGCAUUGAAAGAAGGUUACUAUGUGGUGGUUCCAGAUCAUGAAGGACCAAAAGCUACUUUCGUUGCAGGUUAUCUGGCUGGAUAUGCUGUAUUAAAUACUGUAAGAGGUGUAUUAAGUACUGGAAAUGAUACUGGUAUUGACCCAGAUGCUGAAGUCGCUUUCUGGGGAUAUUCAGGUGGAGGAUUUACCACUGCUUGGGCAUCAUCAUUGCAUCCAACUUAUGCGCCUGAAAUAAAUCUUGUCGGUGCUUCAAUGGGUGGUGUUCCAGUUGAUCUUCACCAUGUUGCUAAUUACACCAUGGGUACGUUAUUUGCUGGUUUCAUUAUUUCAGCAAUUCUUGGGCUUAGUCAUGAAUAUCCUGAUUUGGACAAUCUCCUCACUGAAUAUACAAAAUCUGAAAGUAUAUUGGCCCAUUUAAAGGACGCAGAAAACGAUUGUCUCCUUGAAAUUUUGAGUUAUUAUGCUUUCGCUACUUGGGAUAAUUACUUUACUGAUGGUGAAGCCGUCUUAGACCUUCCUCUCGUUGUAAAUCUUACAGCAGAGAAUAGUAUCAUGAACAAUGGAGGGAUUCCUACUGUACCUAUUUUUGCUUACCAUAGUCAAAUGGAUGAGAUUAUCCCAGUUGAUGAUAUGGAUGACUUGUACGAUUAUUAUUGUGGUAAGGGGGUAGUCAUUGACUACCACAGGGGUUUAUACUCGGGACAUAUCAUUACUGCUGUUACUGGUGCGGGUCUCGCAUUAAACUUUAUUAAGGAUAGAUUUAAUAAGGUACCUGUGAGUGAUAAGUGUUCAAAAACUACUACUGCUUUUGAAGCAUUUGAUCCAGAUGCACUUCCUGGAUUAAAGGACAUUCUUAUUGCUGAUGUGGACUUCUUCCUUGGGGACGAUAUGGGUCCUGACUCGCCAAGUACUGGAAACACUACUACAACUACAGCUUCAGGAACAACUGGCAUUGUUAAUUCUGUUCUUAAUGGUAUUCUGAGUUUGGUUUCUAACUUAAUCAAUCCUGAAAAUCCUGAAAGUGUAACUCCUCAAUACAUCUACGAUCAUCUUGGUGAAACUCUCUCAUCUGCAUGGGGUGCAGUCACUGCUGCUACUAGUUUUGUAUCGGGAAUCUUUGGAGGUCUGGAUUCUUCUAAUAGUACACUGGGUGGAUUAGUAUCAAGUCUAUUAUCUGAGGGAGCAUCGUUGGCAUCAGGUUUACUUGGACUGGAUUCCUCUUCUAAUAGUACACUGGGUGGAUUAGUGUCAAGUUUAUUAUCUGAGGGAGAAUCGUUAGCAUCAGAUUUACUUGGACUGGAUUCCUCUACCAAUAAUACGUCACUGAGUGGUGGUUUACUCUCAACACUUGGAGGCUUAGCAUCAAGCUUAUUUGAUCUGGGAUCAUCUUCAAAUUCAUCAUCUUCUGUUGUUUCAUCACUUUUAUCUGCAGUAUCAUCAAUUCUUUAA